AUAUUAAAUCCAUAUAUUAGUCACCAAAAUUAUACCCAUACACUACUCAUAUCGAGAUGCACCGGAAAUACGCUACUCCUUGAUCCCAUUAUAAUUGAAUAAAAGAAAAGGCUUAAGUUUUUAUGAAAAAAAUGGAUAAUUGAAUUAAAUGAAAAAGUGAAUAUACCAAUUUUUCUGGGGUUCAUGCCAAAUCGUAGAUAGUCGGAACUAGGUAAAGAUUCUGCUAACAAACAGUUUACUCUUACAAUUGUUGCACAUCUUAUGUCUGCUCAGUGGUUUACUGGUUUGGUAAUUGUCCAAAAGAAUUGGGGAUCUUCUUCGUUAAGCUUCUUUUGUUGUAGAUAGUUGUGGCUGAUUGCUAUGGUGGGACCAACUUUGGAUUUUCUUUCAAAUAUGUAAAUUAUUGGUAUAUAAGCAAAACUCAUAACAAGUUUUUUGAUUUGGUUUUGAUGCAAGCAUGGAGUCAGACAGGUUAAAUCUUCCGGACACUUCAGUUGUUACAAUAGACUUACUAGGCCAUCAGUUGCAAUUUUCUCAGGAUCCAAAUUCCAAGCAUCUGGGAACAACAGUAUGGGAUGCAUCAAUGGUUUUCGCCAAGUAUCUGGAAAGAAACAGCAGAAAAGGGAGAUUCUGCCCAUCUAAACUCAAGGGGAAGCGAGUCCUUGAACUAGGAGCUGGUUGUGGAGUGGCUAGCUUUGGGAUGGCAAUGCUGGGAUGUGAAGUGGUCACAACUGACCAGAAAGAAGUGCUGCCCUUGCUACAGAGAAAUAUUGAACGUAAUACCUCACGAAUCAUGCAAGCAAAUGCUAAUUCAGAUUUAUUUGGCUCUAUCAAGGUUGCGGAACUAGAUUGGGGCAACAAGGAUCAUAUACAAGCGGUUGAUCCCCCAUAUGAUUAUGUGAUUGGCACAGAUGUGGUUUAUUCUGAACAUCUUCUUGAUCCAUUGCUGGAAACGAUUUGUGCUUUAUCAGGACCACGCACAACCAUUGUGUUGGGUUAUGAGAUACGCUCUACGAGUGUCCAUGAACAAAUGCUUCAAAUGUGGAAGAGCAACUUCGACGUAAAAACUGUUCCACGAACCAAGAUGGACAGAAAAUAUCAGCAUCCAAGUAUUCAGCUAUUCAUAAUGGAAUCAAAGUCGUCUGCUGGUAGCACGUUGGCUGCUGAUCUAGACAAAAACGAAGCAUCUGAACCCGUGGAUGGAGAUUAUAAUAAGAAGGAAGGAAAAAGCUGCUCGAUGGAUGACGACAUCAAGAGCGAGAAGGACGUAAAAGGUUGCUCGACUGCUACAGGACUGUCGAGUCGAGAGCUUACUGACUGGGAAGUGCGAAGGUGUGGUGCCAUGGCUGCUCGACUCCUUCGUGAUGUUAGGAUUAACUAAGUGUUCCGUUGCUUGCUGUCUUUUGCAGUUAAUAUCGUUACUUACGCUCAUUUUGGUGAAUUUUGGAUACUAGUAUAGGAUGAGCCGAACGCUCACCUUUGUGUGUUUUAUAAUUCAAUGUUAAGAGGGUUUUUAAUCAAAUAAUUGUUUGAAAUUAGUUGAUCAGGAUAACCGAUUUGAUAAUUUUGGCUCUGAAAUUAAUUGAUACCUUGAGGAUUUUAGACUUGAUGUUAGAUGAUACUUGUAACAAUUAUUUGGGGUGAAUUUAGGUACCUGAAAAAUCCAAAGUUUGUUUAUUAUUAUUAUUCUUAAAGUUAAUUAACUAAAAAUUUCAAAUGCAACUUAAUUAUAUUUUGAAUUAAGA
This is a messenger RNA of Amaranthus tricolor (Joseph's coat), 1745 nucleotides long. RefSeq lists its product as uncharacterized. Bases 458 to 1381 code for a protein of 307 amino acids. Lineage: Eukaryota; Viridiplantae; Streptophyta; Magnoliopsida; Caryophyllales; Amaranthaceae. The transcript has 11 exons. The record is from RefSeq and is a predicted model, not a curated record.